Molecule: messenger RNA, 1169 nt
Organism: Drosophila sulfurigaster albostrigata
Lineage: Eukaryota; Metazoa; Arthropoda; Insecta; Diptera; Drosophilidae
Gene: Ho
Exons: 2
Coding region: 121-1026 (301 amino acids)
Biological process (GO): heme oxidation
Molecular function (GO): heme oxygenase (decyclizing) activity
Source: RefSeq, a predicted model, not a curated record
CAACUAUCGAAGCAGUCACUCAUCGAUAACUCGAUAAUCUUCUUUUACGUAUUUAAUUUAAAAACAAAGAAAAACGUCAAUACGCCAUUUGAUAAAGUUAUAAGCAAUAUUGAAAAUAAAAUGUCAUUGGACGAGACAACAGCUAACAUGCAACCAACUGAAAAUGCUGAAGAUAAUGAUGGUGUUGAUAAUCCUGUCGAUAUGACGUUUACCAAGGAAGUACGCAAAGCUACAAAAGACGUCCAUACUUUGACUGAUGUUUUGGUUAACGCAAAAUUUGCAUUCGCUCUGUCGGACGAUGAAGUUUGGUACGAUGGUCUCUUGGUCUUCUACGAGUUAUAUAAAUUCUUUGAAACACAUUUGCCAGAGCGCCUGCUUCCCAAGGAACUUCAUCGGACCGCUGCCUUUGAGCGUGACUUUGCAUAUUUCUAUGGCUCCGACUGGAAGAAGACUUACGAGCCGCGUCCGGCUGUCCUAGAAUAUCUUUCAUUGCUAGAGAGUGUCGCCGCCAAAAAUGAAGUGCUCCUCUUCGCCUAUGCCUUUCAAAUGUACAUGGCAUUGAUGUCUGGUGGACAAUUAUUGCAAAAAAAGCGUAUGAUUGCUCGCAAACUGUGGAUCUUUCCCAAAGGCAAUGUCGAGCAGGAGCAAAAACAGGCACAGGCCGAUGCAGCGUUGGCAACUGAUGCUUCAACUGCUGCUAAUGUUGAGCUUGAUGAUAAAGAUUUGAUGGCGCGUCCAAUGCCCGAGCAGGUGACCAUAUGUCCUGUUGGAUGUGAGGCCACAUAUUUUCCCACACGAAUUCCCAAACUCAAGUCGAAGCUGCGGCGCAUAUUCAACGAGCUAUACGGCAAUCUAGACGAACAGACGCGUGCCGAGUACAUCGAGGAAAGUCGCAACGUUUUCCGCCAGAACAUGGAACUAUUGCGCACAGUAAAGGGUGUGAAUAGGGCUAAUCUUAGGAAACUUGCCAUUGCGGUUAUCUUUGUAACCACCAUAUAUGUGGCAUUUAAAUUGGCUGUCAAAUAAGAUGUUAUUUUCAUUAACCUAUAUUUGCAACUAUUAUAUUUGUAGGAUUCCAAUUAGCAUAACUAUAUACGAUUGUUCUCUAGUUUGUAUAUGAAGCAAAGUCAAUAAAUUGCAAGUUAACUUCAUAAUGAAAGUCGCUAUAA